AUGAUGGAUGACCUGACUAUGAAGUUGGAAAGCGGGUCGUUGCCGGUGGCGGUGAGGGACUCGGAGGAGCGGCUGUCGAAGGGCGGCGUCUACAUCCUGGAGACGGGACUCCACCUCUUCCUGUGGGUGGGAGCCAGCGUUCAGCAGGAGCUGCUGCUCAACAUCUUCGGCACGCCGAGCUUCGGCCAGAUCGACUCGAGCCUGACGAGUCUGCCGGUUCUGGACAACCCGUUCUCCCAGAGGCUCCGAGAGAUCAUCGACUCCUUCAGAGCGCAGCGAUCACGAUACAUGAAGCUGAUGGUGGUGAAGCAGGAGGACAGAGCCGAGCUCAUAUUCAGGCACUUCCUGGUGGAGGACAAGAGCGCCAGCGGGGGAGCGUCGUACGUGGACUUCUUGUGUCACAUGCACAAGGAGAUCCGCCAGCUUCUCAGCUAGGCCUCCUCAGACCCGACCUCCACCCGUAUGAGCCCCGCCACCGGCCCCUCCUCCCACCCCGGCCCGGUUUCACCCUCCCAUGUGAAAGAA
Stegastes partitus (bicolor damselfish) is the source of this 525-nucleotide messenger RNA. Its product is annotated as protein transport protein Sec24C-like. NCBI's taxonomy places the organism in Eukaryota, Metazoa, Chordata, Actinopteri, Pomacentridae. Gene Ontology annotation, biological process: COPII-coated vesicle cargo loading. The transcript is spliced from 4 exons. Gene Ontology annotation, molecular function: zinc ion binding; SNARE binding. The record is from RefSeq and is a predicted model, not a curated record. Gene Ontology annotation, cellular component: COPII vesicle coat; endoplasmic reticulum exit site. The coding region runs from base 1 to 435 and encodes 144 amino acids.